AUUAUGGAACUUGAAAAAAAAAAUAAACCAAAUUCUCUCAAUUGCAUGAAAAAAGGACCUGGUCCACAGUAUAUGCUCAAAACAUUAAUUGGAUUUGAUGAUCAUGACCCCACUAAAUAUCGAAAUCCAGCUUACACAAUGAAAUUUCUUCUUAAAAAUAAAGUUCGUAGUACUGGACCAGGACCAUAUCCCAUUACUGCUCAUUUAACAAAUCAUGGUCUAGAAAUGUCACCAGCUUAUACUAUAGUAUUUAAACCUCAUGAAAAAUUUAAAGAUAAAGUUCCUGGACCUGGUGCUUAUGCACCAGAAAAAGCAAGACCAAUGAAUCAUCAUCUACGGGCAGCAGCUUAUACAAUGCGCUUUAAACAUUAUAAGAAUCCAAUUAAUCUCGGCCCUGGACCAAUAUAUAUGCUACCAACUUGUAUUGGUCCAGAAAUACCAGACAUACGUGCAGAAGGAGCUUAUACAAUGUCUUACAGACAUAAGCAAUUUAAACCAAAUAUUGGUCCUGGUCCAGCAGCCUACUCCAUUAUAACCGAGAAAUUUAAAAGAAAAAGUCCUGCAUAUUCGAUAAAAUUAAAACAUGAACUUUCUGAUCUUUCAAGAUAUUUGCCUGGUCCUAAGUACAAUUACAACUUAGACACCAUCAAAAAACGACAACCUAAAUAUUCAUUUGGGGUUCGAUACAGCGAAUGUACCACUGUUCCACUUAUUGAAGAGGAUAAAAAUUAAAUAUAUUUUCUUUUGCUAAAUAACAACUAA
Ceratosolen solmsi marchali is the source of this 762-nucleotide messenger RNA. RefSeq names its product outer dense fiber protein 3-like. Gene Ontology annotation, cellular component: cytoskeleton. Lineage: Eukaryota; Metazoa; Arthropoda; Insecta; Hymenoptera; Agaonidae. The record is from RefSeq and is a predicted model, not a curated record. The transcript is spliced from 4 exons. The coding region runs from base 4 to 732 and encodes 242 amino acids.